This is a messenger RNA of Trichomonas vaginalis G3, 6687 nucleotides long. Its product is annotated as ataxia telangiectasia mutated (ATM) -related family. Lineage: Eukaryota; Parabasalia; Trichomonadida; Trichomonadidae. The transcript has a single exon. Gene Ontology annotation, molecular function: protein binding; protein serine/threonine kinase activity. Gene Ontology annotation, biological process: negative regulation of macroautophagy; TOR signaling. Gene Ontology annotation, cellular component: TORC1 complex; nucleus; TORC2 complex. Bases 1 to 6687 code for a protein of 2228 amino acids. The record is from RefSeq and is a predicted model, not a curated record.
AUGCUUCCUUUCCCAUAUCAGAAGUGGGCAAACCCAUUUGAGUUAAUACGGGAUGGGAGCUUUGAAGCAUGGAAACGAAUUCGUGAUGAAAUGCUGCGCAAAUUGGGGCAGCAUUUUCUAACUCUGUCGGAAUCACAGUUAUCCACAAUAUUCAGCGAGUGGGAAGGUGGUCUCCAUCUAAGGAAGCAGAGUGAAAAUAAUGUGAACCAAUUAUCAUGCUUACUCGUGAUAUCCCUUCUUUACUACUUUAGAAGAUCAUUUGAACAUCUCAAGACAUACUACCCAAUUGUCAAAACUCUCCAAUCGAGUCUGGAUAGAAAUAUUACAAAGGCAGCCUCUGAAGUUAUGAAAUUAAUUGGCAAAAUUUCAGCAGAUAACCAGACGUUUUUAAAAGAAUCACUCGAACAGGCCAAAAUUUUCCUAUCGGUUAAACAGAGAAAUACAUAUUCAUACAAUGCCUUAUUACUUCUCAAAAUAAUUGGAAAAUUUUUACCAACAGAUUUUUUCAAUGUUACGUCAUAUCACAUUCCGGAAAUAUGGAAUGCUCUUUGUUCAGGUGAUCCAGAUUUCCGACACAAUGCCGUAAAAGUUAUGACCAGGCAUUUUUCAUUAUUAGACACAACUACGACCUUUUCUUUCGGAAAAUCAGUUUACUUGGAUUCCAUAGAAACGUUUAAUUCAGGUAUCCUUAAUCCAUCUGGAAUCCUAGAGAUUUUAGAAGUAAUUUUCAAACUUGCUCCAACAAUUGUCCAAAUACCACAACUCUUCAAUACAAUAAUUUCGGCAGCAAGCCACAAUAUUGAGUUCAUUAUCCCUUCAAUUCCUUUAUUUUGUCAAAUCAUCGAAAUAUCUCCAAAUGCAUUGCCUUCAAACCAUAUCCAGUCAUUUAUUCUUCAUGCUAUAUCCCUUCUCGAGCAGCCAAACUUCAAAAGAGCACAUUUAGACAAUAUUAUGAAAUUAAUAAAAAUAACAAGCAAAGAAAUGAUUCCUACCCAUGAAAUAAUUCUUCAGUGUAGGAAAGUACUACAAAAUCACUCCAUUUUGGAGAACCAUUCCUAUGUUUUUGAGUUAUUUUAUUUCUUAUUGGAUGUAGUUCCCGAAAUACAGAUUCCUACUACUCUCACCACACAGGCACAUCCUUCUCAGUGGCUAAUAAAGGUCACAGCUCGAGUUUUUCCCACAGUUUACGAUAUGAAACAGAGACUUCUCGAAUGGUACGAGAUAGGCAUCUCAAAGACAGCUUCCAACAAAGAACUGACCAUCGCAUUGCAGAUUGUCAAGGAAUUCAAGGUCCAAUUCUUUGAAAACCAACCGAAUAUUUUGGAUAAUCUCAGACACGUGAUAUUUAACCAGAAUGAAGCCAUAAGAAUGCUUUUUGCAGAUACUCUGACAAUGUUCCAGACUCCAAAAGGCAUUUCCCUGUUAAUUAGAAUAGCUGUUUUUGAUUCAAGUGAAAAAGUGAGAUUAUAUUCAUUAAAACUUCUUUCUGGAAUAGAUGCAGACAUAAACUCUGAUUCCCUGGUUAAUUUGCUCGCUGAUCCUUCUUAUUCAGUGAGAAUUGCCGCAAUUCCGAUAAUUGCAAAAGCAUUUACCAUAAAUCCACUCACAUUUUACUCUGUGAUCCACAAUUUCAUCACCAGUUUCGUUGAAUCGACAAUACACGAGCACGACAUGCAGAAAUUGUCCAUUGCUUGUUCAAUUUUGCCAUCUAUUGCCAAGAAUUUCGUAAAACUCGUUCCGUCAUGCAUAAAAGACAUAAUAUGGCUCUGCGUAAUCCUCCUUCUUAACGGUUCUCCGUUUCCUUCAGCGUACGGCGAAAUUGGCUCCGAAUCUUUCGUUCAUCCUUCGAAUUUCGCUGCGGAAGACAUCAGAACGAACCUCAGACACGACAUGCUUAAUAAUUAUUCGGUCGGAUUCUUGACUUUGGACUCUUUUUCAGAAAAAGACGUGAUUUUGAGAAGAUUAUUCACAAUAGAAAGCGAAAACUGGUCAGAACUAAGAGAUGCAUCAAUAUUUGAGACGUUGAAAGCUAUAUCAAUGUACACUGUCCCUUAUACUUUGCAAAUUGUUCCAUUAUUUAUAAAUACUUUCAAAGCAAAGCAUAAAGAUGAAGUUUACUUAGCAGCAAUUGACAGUUUAAUUGAUAUAACAUUAGCGUUCAACGCAAAAGUCAACUUUUUCAACUAUUUCCCUGAUUUUCUGAAUAUUUUAAUGAAAUUACUGUCAGAAUCAACAUCAGACAAGGUUGCAAUCUCAAUAUUGAAGCUCAUAGGUACAAUUGGACCAUCAGGAAAGCGAAUUUUGAACCAGAAUUUGGAUUCAAAUGCAGAUGACAAAAAUAAACUGUCAUUUAAGCAGCAAAACUUCUUCACAAAAAUCGCAUUUGACCUCCUGAUGCCUCUCCUUAAGCAACCGAGCCCUUCCACGAUAAUUUCUGUUACGAGAAUUGUAAUUGAAGAUCCAGAGACAGUACUUCCGAACCUCGGACAAAUCAUAGCUGCCUUUGUACAGUCAUUUAAGAUUACCGAUGAUCCGUCAUCUCUUUUUAAUUUGAUAGAUAACAUUGCAUUCCACACGAAAAACCACAUGCUUCCAUAUAUUGACCAGCUGAUGCCUUUGUUCUUAUACCAUAUACACGAUAUCAACUGCUUAUCUGUCAUUGCGACGUUAAGUUGCAGUAUUGGAUACGAAUUUACACAAUACGCUUCAGUUCUGUAUCCACACGCGAUAAGAAUGAUCACUACAAGGGAUUUGAAUUAUUUAAAGGUACUUAUGACCUUCCUUGUCGCUUCGAUUGUCUACCAAAGACAAUCUGCUUCAGUUUUAUUUGAUUUCAUCGAACAAAGGAUCGCUCUCAGGAAAGAUAAUGAUGACAACUUCAUUCUCGUCAUCAUGAACAAGCUCUGCACCCUUCUACAAUCAAGAGUUGUCAAUUUAGAAGGUUCUAGAAUACUAAACAUCGCUUUUUCACUGGCGCAAAAUGGAAAAAGAAAGUUGGUCGAUGAAUUACUCAUUAAUUUGUGUUUGUUUGCCAAUAUCGGACUGCAAGAAGUCAGAGAUUUCAUGGAUUUCUGCGAUAUUCAGUUUCCUAAGUUCAUAGAAUUCUUCGGAUCGAACAAAGAUAGAAGACCAACACUAUCUCCAAAGGAAAGAGCUAUUAAAAUCAACAAACCGUCGAUGAAUAACAUAUUAUUAGGAGAAUACAAAGAAGACUGUUUAUUAGAAACGCCAGAACCAGUAUUCAACCAACAAAGGAAAUGGCUGGAUGAUAUGAGUAGUCUUUUGAUCUCAAAUUGCCCUUCAUUUGCAAUUAGAGGUAGUUUAAACGUUGCUUUACAGUACAGAAGCUUUAGAAACGAUAUAUUUCCUUAUGCGUUCUUAAGCUGCUGGCUCAACAGCUCUAAACAAGGUAAAUCAAAAAUUGCCAAAACAAUUUUAACGGCGACAACAAUUUACAAAGACUUAGAGCCAAUAAUAUUCGAUUUACUUGGUACUCUCACUCUUGUUGGCGACAAAAUCGAUAUUCCUGACGAUGUUUUAUCAGAAGCAAGCCAAUCAACACCUUUAUCAUUAUUCUACAUGCAGAGACACUUCAGAACUCACGAGAACGACAAGAAAGUCAUAGAGAAAAUGCUCUCAAUCUACGUGAGAAUGAGAAUGUCCGAUUCUGCAAGAGGCCUAUUAUGUAGAAAAGGUGACAACAUAGGAAAGGAAAGUGAAGCAAAAUGGUCUGAACAGUUAGGCGAAUAUGAAAAAGCAUUAGAAUACUAUCAGAUCGCUCAACAGAAGAAUAUUACGGGCCAAAUCAGAAUUUACUCAAAAUUAGAACAAUGGGAUACAAUUCGGAACCUAUCUGAUGUAUUUCCUAACCUAAGAGCCUCCGAAAAGAAGAAUUCUGCGAUUUAUUUCGCACAAUCUUUCUUUUAUUCUGGAGAUUUCAAGAAAGUUGCCCAAUACAUCGACUAUUUCAAGAACGAAGAUGAUUUUGCAUCCAUCCAUUUCAAAUCCGUGUUCUAUAUCUCAAUAGGGAACUUCGAAUGCGCUGAAAAAGAAAUCGAAAUCGGAUUUAACAAACUAGUCGAAAGCCGAUCGAUUUAUUCCGGCAACGACACGAACCUUGCCAUGCAACACAUCGAAUUCGCUCACCAGCUCGUGGAACUCCAAGAAACUCUCGAGCUCAAAAAAGGGGGAGCGAAAAAUGUCCCCGAAAUUUGGCAGAACAGAUUAGUUGCCUUCUCGGAAGAGUCAGACGCAUGGCUCAGCCUCAUCAAGACACGUUCACUCGUUGUAUCUCCAGCAGACCACAUAAAAACAUGCAUAAAGAUGCUGAGUGUCCUCAGAAAAGAACAUAAAUUCAGAGCAAUUGAUUCUUAUGUACAACGAUUAAAUUCAAUUCAAUUUCAUACAGAGUUCAUAAUCAAUUCACUUAAAGUAUUAUGGGCGAGAGGUGAAAGAACAAAAGCCAUUGACAACGUUGUCUUCCUUACGAAACUAAUAACAAUAAGCGACGAAAAGGAAUUUGACGAAAUUUUCAGUUCAAACCUCCAAAAAUAUGACACAGUUUACAAAUUUUUGUCACCUUUUUUGGAAGGAACUUCAGCCAAAACAUUUGAUAACUACAAGAAGUAUCUUCAGAACAACAACGUCGAUGACAUCAUGAGAGCCAGGAUAAUCAGAAUUGCUGCGACAUGGCAAUACAAUCUCUACAAAGCGAACACUUCAUCUGUUGCCUCUCUUUCGAACAUUUUGCAGAGUUUCCAGCUGAGCAACAAACUGAAUGACAAAGACUACAGGACAUGGGCGGGAAUGGCCUAUGCAACAUCACGCGCAUUGAGUCAUUCAGAAGAAAAAGUCCCUGAAUACGCAGUUGACGCAAUCAGUGGAUUUUUGGAGGCAACGAAACUGAAUACUUCGUUUUCUCUUGAAUACCUUUGUCUUAUGUUCUCCAUUUUGUUCAGAUACGGUGAGCACAUCAAACUGCCUGAGAAAUUGGAGGAAAGAAUCAUAAAUUUGCCUCCAAUCAUCGUUAUCCAGAUAAUUCCUCAAAUUGUCGCCCAUCUGACACACAAAGAAGAAUCAAUCAGAAGAAUUGUUACUUCAAUCAUCACGAAAUUUGCUGCUGACCACUUCGAAGCAGUUGUUUUCUCAUUGAACAUUUUGACGCACACAAAAGAUGAAUCAAAGGCAAAACUGGUAAAAGAUGUUCUGAAUUCUAUUGGUUCACUUCACCCGACCAUUUAUAAUGAUACUAAAUUGUUUAUUACUGGAAUGAGGAGUGCAGCAGUUUCUCUAGCAGAAGUCAUUAUUUCCAUGAUAAACAGAGCGACACGAUGCAAGAAUCCAAUGGAAUACAUUACAAUUGUCAGUGAAAUAUUGAAAAUCAGUCAAAAUCCUGAGUGCGAACACGACAGAUUUGUCAUGAGAAUGGUCAACUCUUCGUUGCAGAGAGUUGCACAGUCCUACAAACAAGUAAACAGCGGUGACAACCAGGCAUCAAGAAUGCUAGUUGAUAAUUUGUACAGUUUGUAUCAGGACCUUGAAAAUUCUCUCAAAAAAUUGGAUACAAUUUCACUGUCAAAAUUUUCAGAAAAUUUGGCAGGAAAACGUCACUUUUCAUUAGUUGUUCCCGGCCAAUAUUUUGUAGAUAAAGAUGGUCCAAAGAUACAUUACAUCGAUCCAACACUCCAUGUUCUAAAUACAGCGCAACAUCCUAGAUCAACACAUUUAGUUGAUGAAACAGGGAAGAAGUGGAAAUUCCUUUUGAAAGGAAACGAAGAUUUGAGAUUGGAUCAGCGAAUCAUGCAGUUCUUUUCACUCCUUAAUUCACUAAUCAAAACGAACAGAUUGACGAGUGAUUUAGGAGUGACAAUUGAACAGUACGCGAUCAUUCCUUUCGCUCCUGACGCAGGAUUAGUUACAUGGGUAACUGGCGCAGACACUUUGUUGCAACUCGUCUACGAUUUCAGGAAUGAAAGAGGAAUAAAUCCACUUCUGGAGCAGAUUGUCUGCAAAGAAUUCACUGAAGCUCAGUACACAUACUUGAAUAACUUGCAGAGAUUGGAAAUCUGCAAAGACAUAUUCAAGAUAUCCCCAGCAAAUGAACUGAGAGAAACAAUUUGGUUGAGAUCUUCGUCAUCGCAAGCAUGGGUUGCUCAUACGAGAAGUUACACGUUGAGCACAAGUUUGAUGUCGAUUGCUGGCUUUGUCAUUGGAUUGGGCGAUAGACAUCCAAGCAAUAUAAUGAUACAGAGACAUACAGGAAAAGUUGUUCAUAUCGAUUUCGGAGACAGUUUCGAUUCGACGGUUUUGAGGAAGAAAUUCCCUGAAUACGUUCCUUUCAGACUCACAAGAAUGAUUGUCAACGCUUUGGACGGUGAAUCUGUUGAAGGUUUGUUUAGGAAAUCUUGCGAAGACAUUCUCUGGGUGUUGAGAGAUAACUUGUCACCAAUUGUUGCACAGCUGGAGAUAUUCGUUCACGAGCCAAUUUUCUCCAAUAAAACAAAUAGUGACGGAGGUGCUGUUCAACAUAAUAUUCUGUCUAGAGUUGCUGCAAAAUUGAGCGGAUUGCACGAAAGUCCGACUGGACACGAGAUGAAGACUGGAGAACAGGUUGACUUGCUGAUCAGUAAGGCAAUUGAUCCGGUUUUGUAUUCAAGACAUUACAUUGGAUGGUGUCCUUUCUGGUAA